ACCUUUUACUCCCAGCUCGUUUCCCUUUGGCUCUUUUGCCGUCCGAAUCCAAUUGUCUCUCCCUCUCCACAAUAAAAAGCUAAAUUCGAACCCAAAAGGUGUUCCUGCCCCAUUCUCCUUCGACCAAAGGCGGUAGAAACCAGAGAGCGGAGAGAGAGAGGGAGAGAGAUGAAGAGAUACAGGAAUGGGGAGACGUGGGACUUUGAGAGCGAGAUGCCGGCGGUGAGUAGGAACGGCGGCGUCAUCCUCGGCCUGGAUGGCGGCACCACCUCCACCGUCUGUGUCUGUAUCCCCGCCGCCCUCCACUCCUCCGGCCGCGUCCCCGACCACCCCCUCCCCAUCCUCGCCCGCGCCGUCGCCGGCUGCUCCAACCACAACUCCGUCGGAGAAACUGCAGCCAGGGAGACAAUAGAGAAGGUUAUGGCUCAAGCCCUUUCAAAGGCACACUCAAGUCGAUCUGCUGUUCGGGCGGUUUGUUUAGCCAUUGCUGGUGUAAACCAUUCAACCGAUCAGCAGAGAAUACUGGACUGGCUAAGAAAUAUAUUUCCUAGCCAUGUCAAGAUUUUUGUAGAAAAUGAUGCCGUGGCAGCAUUGGCAAGUGGAACAAUGGGCAAGAUCCAUGGCUGUGUUCUAAUUGCAGGCACAGGUACAAUUGCUUAUGGGUUCACUGAAGAUGGAAGGGAAGCCCGAGCUGCAGGAGCAGGACCUGUCCUGGGUGAUUGGGGGAGUGGAUAUGGAAUUGCUGCAAAGGCAUUGACAGCGGUGGUGAGGGCUCAUGAUGGUCGUGGCCCCCAAACAAAGCUUACAUAUAACAUUCUCAAUGAGCUUGGUGUUUCUUCGCCAGAUGAACUGAUUGGGUGGACCUAUGCAGAUCCAUCAUGGGCUCGUAUUGCUCGACUUGUUCCGGUAGUGGUAUCUUCAGCUGAAGCUGGUGACGAAGUUGCAAACAAAAUCUUACAUGAUUCGGUCCUUGAGUUGGCAUCUAGUGUGGAAGCUGUUGUUCGAAGACUUGGAUUGUGUGGUGAAGAUGGGAAAGAUGCUUUCCCGCUUGUUAUGGUUGGAGGAGUUCUUGAAGCAAACAAGAGAUGGGAUAUAGGGAAGUCAGUGAUUGAUCGUAUCACCGAGAUUUACCCAAGAGCACAUCCAAUUCGACCCAAGGUGGAACCAGCUGUUGGGGCAGCACUGUUAGCUUGGAAUUAUGUCAUAGGAGAAUUAAGUGACCUGGCAGCCGACCAUUAACUCAUGGUCUCAAAUUUCAGAAAAGUCGAUAGCUGUACAGUGAUACUGGAUUUACUUAAAGCCUGAAAGAACUGUUAAAGGGAUUUUUCGAAGCUAUCCUCAGAAGAUCAAUCACCAUUUAGGUUUUCAGUGGCUGUAUGAUUUCCGAAGGAUGAGGUGCAGCAUACAAAGCUGGCAAGCUCAUUGGUCUAUUUAUUCUUGUAUUGUAAUAGAUUUCAAAUGCUGUUUAAAAUGCAGAGAGAGUACCCAAAAAAUGAGGAAUGCAAAGCCUACCUGGCUGUUGGGCAUUUGUUUGUAGGAACUUGCAGGGCUUUCAGUUCUCUUGUAACAUGAAUUUGAUUUAGGAAUACUUAGCCAUCUGGCCUUCCUUCUAACUA
Molecule: messenger RNA, 1616 nt
Organism: Elaeis guineensis (African oil palm)
Lineage: Eukaryota; Viridiplantae; Streptophyta; Magnoliopsida; Arecales; Arecaceae
Source: RefSeq, a predicted model, not a curated record